Messenger RNA from Ceratotherium simum simum (southern white rhinoceros), 1301 nucleotides. Lineage: Eukaryota; Metazoa; Chordata; Mammalia; Perissodactyla; Rhinocerotidae. The record is from RefSeq and is a predicted model, not a curated record.
CCUCCCGGUGCCGCGGGGGUCGUGGCGCCCCCACCUGCAGCGCGGCGAGCUCUCGCGUCCAGCCCUCUGGCGUUCCCGAAGGGUCCCCGCCCCGGAGAGAGGAGCGGUCCUCCCGAGACCGGCCCGGCCGGCCCGGCGGUGAGAUGAGCUUCUUCGGCUUCGGGCAGAGCGUGGAGGUGGAAAUCUUGCUCAGCGAUGCGGAGAGUAGGAAGCGGGCCGAGCACAAGACGGAGGACGGGAAGAAGGAGAAGUAUUUCCUCUUCUACGACGGGGAGACGGUCUCCGGGAAGGUGAGCCUUGCACUCAAGAACCCCAACAAGCGGCUGGAGCACCAGGGCAUCAAGAUCGAGUUCAUCGGGCAGAUCGAGCUCUACUACGACCGUGGGAACCACCAUGAGUUUGUGUCCCUGGUGAAGGACCUGGCUCGGCCCGGAGAAAUUACUCAGUCACAGGCCUUCGACUUUGAAUUCACCCACGUGGAGAAGCCGUAUGAGUCCUACACGGGGCAGAAUGUGAAGCUACGGUAUUUCCUUCGAGCCACCAUCAGUCGCCGCCUCAAUGACGUUGUCAAAGAGAUCGACAUUGUGGUUCACACACUCAGCACAUACCCAGAGCUGAACUCCUCCAUCAAGAUGGAAGUUGGGAUCGAGGACUGUCUGCACAUUGAGUUUGAGUACAAUAAAUCCAAAUACCACUUGAAAGAUGUCAUUGUAGGGAAGAUAUACUUCCUGCUGGUAAGAAUCAAAAUCAAGCAUAUGGAGAUAGACAUCAUCAAGCGGGAAACGACAGGCACAGGCCCCAACGUGUACCAUGAGAAUGACACGAUAGCCAAGUAUGAGAUCAUGGAUGGAGCACCCGUGAGAGGAGAGUCCAUCCCUAUCCGGCUCUUCCUGGCGGGCUAUGAGCUCACGCCCACCAUGCGAGACAUCAAUAAGAAGUUCUCCGUGCGCUAUUACCUCAACCUGGUGCUGAUCGACGAGGAGGAGCGGCGCUACUUCAAACAGCAGGAAGUGGUGUUGUGGCGGAAGGGUGACAUCGUGCGGAAGAGCAUGUCCCACCAGGCAGCCAUCGCCUCACAGCGCUUCGAGGGCACAGCCUCCCUGGGUGAGAAAUCAGUGCAGUCGUGGGCCUUUGACUGAGCAGGGCUCAUGGAUCAGAAUUGAGACUGGAGGGAAAGGCAUUUGGGAUGACACUUGAGGUCGACUGGGGGACCUCAAGAUCCCCUCAAGAAACAAGGAAGAUAAGAUGGUUUCCCUCAUGCUGGACCCUGAGUUCCAGUGCGACAGACAAUCCCAUGGGGA